GACUCAUUGGCAUCAAAGCCUGUGGGCCCUCGCCAAAGUCGGCCAUAUCAAUAGCGGGCUCCCAGAGGUGCAUUUCAGAUUGUUUUUCGGCGCGUUAUGACCCCUAAUGUGCACAAUGUCCGGGGGCUGUCCGGGUGACAGUGGCGGCAGUUUAUGUGCGAACAUUGAUGUGACUUUUACGGCCGUUCCUGUUCUACACGCUGGAAACACAAUCGAUAUCGAAUUGCCUAGCAUUUCCCGUAAAUAUGGAACGCCUCAAAAACAUGAACUGGAAAUGGAAGUGGAAUAAAGAGGAUAACGGAAAAGGGCCACACAAGAGCGAAGAAAUGAAAACCGAUAACGAACGGUGGCUGGAGUACUUUGCUGCGCUUCUGCAUGUCUGGCCCUUCGAGGAGCUCUGCUCUAGACUGGAAACGGACCCCUACCUGGGACUAAGCGAGGAAGUGGCGGAGCAGCGUCUGUCCCGAAACGGAAAAAACAAAUUUUCUUUGCCUGCCCAGCAGAAGUCGCCCUUGUGGAAACUCUUUGACAACUGUUUCUGCUGCUGGGCAAUCAUCAUCCUGCUGGUUGCGACGAGCUGCUUCAUCCUGCAUCACGUUGGGUGCAAGCCGCAACCGAGUACGACGGUGGACCCAGAGUACCUAAUAGCGGGAAUCUUUCUACUUCUCAUUUUGCUGAUUUCGGCAGUGUUCAUCCUUUUGCAGCGGAACGACGAAUCUUCGGUGGUCAGGGCAUUCGAGGAGCUGAUGCCCAUGUACUGCACGGUAAUUCGGGACGGCGAGAAGCAAGUCAUCCUCUCCGAGAACGUGGUUCAAGGGGAUGUUCUGGUGAUCUCGUACGGACAGCGACUGGCAGCCGAUUUGCGCUUCUUCAGCUCCAUCGGCCUGGAGCUGAACAAUGUGGCGCUCACGGGGCUCUCCCGUCCUGUGGAUAUCAAUCACCAAAUGAGGGAAGGGCUGCCCAAGCCACUCCGAAGCAGUAGUCUCAGUAGCUUGACAGGCGACUCCCCUUCAACUGAAUUGUGAAUAUAAAAUCAAAUC
Molecule: messenger RNA, 1040 nt
Organism: Drosophila subobscura
Lineage: Eukaryota; Metazoa; Arthropoda; Insecta; Diptera; Drosophilidae
Product: sodium/potassium-transporting ATPase subunit alpha-A
Exons: 2
Coding region: 246-1025 (259 amino acids)
Biological process (GO): potassium ion import across plasma membrane; sodium ion export across plasma membrane; proton transmembrane transport
Molecular function (GO): P-type sodium:potassium-exchanging transporter activity
Source: RefSeq, a predicted model, not a curated record